AUGGCCUCAUCAAAAUUUUUCUUGAUUUUCAUUUUGGCUGCAUUAAUUGCAACCCCUGUUGCAGUAGCCCAAUUAGGAGGACUUCUGGGUGGCCUUCUUGGCCCAAUAAGUAUAGGCGGGGUUCUAUUUUGUAGCCUUAACGGCAAAAUAGAUGUCCUCAAUGGAGCCACCACACCAAUUUUCCCUAAUGCAUCGGUGCAAUUGCGGUGUGGAGGUGGAAAUGUAGUAUCAAGUACAACAACAAAUGGAUCAGGAGCGUUUUCGCUCUUGUUGAAUCCUCUACAAAAUUUAUUAGUAUCAUCAUUGUUGUCUAACUGCAACAUAGUGAUUACAACUCCGCUCUCAACAUGUAAUGCUACCUUACCAUCCGUUGGGGUUCUGCAGGCACCUUUGCAGAUUGUUGGGGGAACUGCUGGUGGACUUCUUAAUAUAGCUACUGGUGUUUUUCAACUUAUUCCCCCACUCAAUUAAGUAAUUACUUACCCAAAAAUGGUACUCGUUUACGUGUUGUUUAAUUAAUUAAUGUUUCCUAGUGAUGCAUCAGCUAGUUAACGUUGAGGCUGAUUGCAUAAAUAAGGAUUGUUCCACUGUAAUUGUUUGAAUGUUUUCCUUUCUUGUUGGAGUACUGUUUGUCAUUAUACAAGUGCAAAUAAUAUUUGCAGU
Solanum verrucosum is the source of this 663-nucleotide messenger RNA. RefSeq names its product phylloplanin-like. The coding region runs from base 1 to 471 and encodes 156 amino acids. The transcript is spliced from 2 exons. The record is from RefSeq and is a predicted model, not a curated record. Lineage: Eukaryota; Viridiplantae; Streptophyta; Magnoliopsida; Solanales; Solanaceae.